This is a messenger RNA of Microthlaspi erraticum, 708 nucleotides long. The record is from the annotation of a GenBank genome assembly. Lineage: Eukaryota; Viridiplantae; Streptophyta; Magnoliopsida; Brassicales; Brassicaceae.
AUGACGACCGGAGAUCUCAUCAAUAUCCAUCCUACAGAGCUUAAGUUCCCUUUUGAGUUGAAGAAGCAAAGCUCGUGUUCGAUGCAAUUGACCAACAAGAGAGCAAAUGUUGUCGCAUUUAAGGUGAAAACAACAAAUCCGCGGAAAUACUGUGUCCGACCAAACACGGGUGUUGUCUUGCCCGGAGAAUCCUGCAAUGUAACAGUGACGAUGCAAGCACAGAAAGAGGCACCUCUGGAUAUGCAAUGCAAAGACAAGUUCCUUGUUCAGAGUGUUAUUGUCUCAGAUGGGACCACCUCCAAAGAAGUCCUCGCUGAAAUGUUCAACAAGGAGGGAGGGAGAGUGAUUGAGGAUUUCAAAAUGAGGGUAGUGUACAUAGCGGCUAAUCCGCCAUCCCCUGUCCCUGAAGGAUCCGAAGAAGGCAACUCUCCCAGGACCGACUUUGCCUCUCAACCCGGCUCUCUCUUUGAUGACGUGUCGAGAACGCUAGACGAAACAAAUGAGAAAUCCUCCGAGGCAUGGUCCAUGAUUUCCAAAUUGACUGAGGAGAAAGCUGCUGCUAUUCUUCAAAGUCAGAAGCUUCGACAGGAACUGGAAAUGUUGAAGAAAGAAACAAGCAAGAAGCAGUCUGGUGGUCCUUCCUUGGUGCUGUUGCUGCUCGUUGCUCUGCUUGGCUGCCUCUUUGGCUACAUCUUGAACCGCACUUAG